AUGUCAGGCUUCAUCGACGCCAUCGGCCUUCUGAGCGGCGGCCUUACCAUAGCAGCGUUCUUGCAGAGCAAUUUGCCCUCGAACAGCCCAGCCGGCGCUUCUGUGCAGGUCAAAGCUGGCCUUGGUGACGAUAGUUCAAGCAAUUUGAAAGGUACAAUCGACCACGUGUAUGCCUUCGACUACAACAACAACUACCUUGGUCAGAGCGGGUCCUGCGGCAUUGGGAGUGAUGGCGGCUCCUGCCAAGUCACCGUGGAUCAGAGCUCUCCUGGCACGCAAGCCGACUACAUUUCCAUCGCCAACGGAAACGAUGCGACUUGUGUUUCUUGGGUCUCGGUGACGCAGUACGAUGGCACUCCAGGUGACAUCGGUAAAAAUUGCGGUUUGCUCUGGUAUUACGGAAACCAGGAAGCUGGAACGUACCCUGAUGAGGACGGCGGCGGCCCGUGGCGUCCGCAUUGCGCUUGGUUCGACGGCGACCACACGAAUGGCUUCCAAUACGCUGCCAUGAAGUUCACCGUGCGCGCAUACGGCGAGCUGUCCAAAAAGACCCUUUCUCAGAACGAGGGUUGCUCCGCCACGAUCUUCGGAACGGACAAUGGCCCCAUCAAUGGCAUUCCGGCUACCCCGGCAAGCAAGCGCUCCAACCGACCGGCCAAGCGAGCCCAGCCAAAUCGCCUUGCCUGGAUAAAAAAACGUCUCGUCAAGUCGCAGUACCCGGAGCAGACUGCGGAGCAACUGUGCAACUCCAAGACGAGCUUUGGACCAGACUUCGUGGGCUCUGAUGGGAAGUUUUGCGACAUGGAAACGAAGGCAUUGUCGCCGCUGUGCUCGAACGAGGAUGUCGAUGGAUGUGUGGUGGCGCACCAGAAUGGGACGUUGACGGUCGCUGCUUCGAACAGGGCACAUGCGGUUGUUAAGACUUAUGAUGUUGUGUCGGACUGGGCGUAG
Molecule: messenger RNA, 951 nt
Organism: Saxophila tyrrhenica
Lineage: Eukaryota; Fungi; Ascomycota; Dothideomycetes; Mycosphaerellales; Extremaceae
Exons: 7
Coding region: 1-951 (316 amino acids)
Source: RefSeq, a predicted model, not a curated record